UGUGUGACCCACAUGGUUUCACGUGUGGGAUAUGGUCUGAACUGCGUAUGAGGAGCAGAAGAAGAGUGGCAGCAUUUGUUUUUGGGGUUUUGGGGCAUAGCUGCUCCUGAGAAAACGGACCGUGAACGUCAAAACGAUCCUAUCCUGUUGGGGGGAGACGGACAGCCAGGAAGGAGUCACUGCUUCACUCACAUAUACCUUCUGCAGCAUGGAGAGUCGUUGUAGUACAUGCUCGGUGCUAGCGGGAGCUAAACAAGAGUCUCCUGGACAGUUUUCGGUGAACACAUGGAGUGCAGCCCUUGAUGGUGACAUGACAUUUGAACUCUAGGCUUUUGUAGACCAGAGACAUACAGCGUCGUCUUCCAAAACGAGAACAAUCACCACCGUGCCGUUGGAUAAAGCCCUCCGAAGCACACCUAGGGAUUUUGACCUACCGGUGGAUACCACAGCUUCCAGACAGCAAAACAAAUCAUUUCCAUUCCUCCAUUUUAAACCGAUAAAUCAAUAACUCACUAUUUUGUAUUCAUUUUUUCAAUCAGAAUUUGUAAAGUUGUGAGCUCUACUUCCAAGAGUUUACUUUUAGGUUAAUCGGUAAUAAUGGGUCCUGGAAUGGAGACAGUGGACGUAGCAGUGGUAGCCUUGUAUUUUGUCCUGGUGCUAGCCAUUGGUUUUUUUGCCAUGCGUAAAGCCAAUCGCAGCACCGUGCAUGGCUACUUCCUGGCUGGACGCUCCAUGACGUGGAUAGUGGUGGGUGCAUCACUCUUCGUCAGCAACAUUGGCAGUGAACACUUCAUAGGCCUGGCUGGGUCAGGCGCAGCAAGUGGCUUUGCUGUUGGAGCAUGGGAAUUUAAUGCGCUUCUACUUCUGCAGCUGCUUGGCUGGGUGUUUGUCCCCGUGUAUAUACACUCGGGAGUAUUCACCAUGCCGGAAUACCUGUCGAAACGCUUCGGUGGCAACAGGCUAAAGGUUUACUUUGCUUUCUUGUCUUUAUUGCUAUAUAUUUUUACCAAGCUGUCUGUGGACUUAUUCGCUGGAGCUCUCUUCAUUCAAGAGUCCCUGGGUUGGAACUUGUAUCUGUCUAUUUUCCUGCUCAUUAGUAUGACUGCACUGCUCACUGUCACUGGCGGAUUGGUGGCAGUACUCUACACGGAUUCCCUUCAGGCAGUGUUAAUGAUUGGUGGAGCCCUAACCUUAAGCAUCAUUAGCCUAAUUAAAGUUGGUGGGCUAGAAGGUGUCAGAACUAAGUACAUGCUGGCAGUUCCAAAUGUUACUGCAAUAAUGGCCGCCGGAAACUUCACCUAUUCUCCUUCCUGCCGUAUUGAUCCUAAACCAAAUGCGCUACAUGUCCUUCGAGGUCCCCUGGAUGAAGACAUCCCAUGGCCGGGCUUCCUUCUUGGCCAGACCCCUGCAUCUAUUUGGUACUGGUGUGCAGACCAGGUCAUUGUCCAGAGAGUACUUGCGGCAAAGAACAUUGUUCACGCUAAGGGCGCUACGCUCAUGGCUGGAUUUCUCAAGAUCCUUCCCAUGUUUCUAAUAGUCAUUCCUGGAAUGAUCUCCCGCAUCUUGUUUGCGGACGAGCUCGCCUGCAUUGGGCCAGAGCACUGCAUGUCUGUGUGUGGUUCUUACGCCGGCUGCUCAAACCUUGCCUACCCACGCCUGGUCAUGGCAGUGAUGCCCAUGGGACUCAGGGGUUUGAUGAUGGCAGUCAUGAUCGCUGCUUUGAUGAGUGAUCUAGACUCGAUCUUUAACAGCGCGAGCACCAUCUUCACACUGGACAUAUACAAAACUGCUCGACCGAAGGCGUCUCAGCACGAGCUGCUGAUCACGGGCCGCUUGUUUGUCGUGGUCAUGGUGGUAAUCAGCAUUGCCUGGGUCCCUGUUAUUAUUGAAAUGCAAGGUGGACAGACAUACCUCUACAUCCAGGAAGUUGCUGGCUACCUCACUCCACCAAUUGCUGCCCUUUUCCUGUUGGGGGUGUUCUGGAAACGGUGCAAUGAGAAAGGUGCAUUUUGCGGCGGGAUGACAGGUUUCACACUCGGCGUCGUGCGACUGAUCCUAGCUUUUAUCUACCGCCAGCCUCGCUGUGACCAGCCAGAUGAUAGACCUGCCUUCAUCGUUAAUAUUCACUACAUGUAUGUUGCCACUGGGCUGUUCUGGAUUACUGGGUUUGUGGCGGUGGUGGUCAGCCUCUGCACCUCUCCACCAGAUGAGGAGCAUGUUCGUACCACCACAUUCUGGGGGGUCCGCAACAUUAAAAAGGUUCCCACAGAGGACAGGAAGGACACUUACAGGCUGACUGAAAAGAUCCAUUAUAGUGCAGACGGAAGUCUCCAGGAAGAACUGCCUCUAGAUGUCAGAGAGGAGAAGUGUUUGGAUGGGGCACAUGUCAUACCCCUGAUCCCAUCCACGGACUGUGACCCAGAAACCCCUAGUACGGAAACAUCCCUUCUCGCCACAACUCCAGAACAAUCUGGUAGUGCAAGUAGGGAGAUGAUCAGAAAGGAAAGCUGCCAUGUUAGUGGGGAGACCAGCAGGUGCAGGCGUUUCCUGGAAUGGUUUUGGGGAUACAAGGAGGGAGCACAGAGCUCUAAGCAAGACGUUGUGCAGGAGGAUGCAAGAGCUGUUGCAGAGAGGCUGUACGAGCCGCCUAGAAUCAAAACUCUCCUCAACGUGGUUCUGUUUAUCAACAUUUGUUUGGCCAUCUUCAUGUAUGUUUUCUUCUCGCUGUAGUUGAACUCUGCACUGAACCAAUGUGAACUGGUGUGGAUGUUUUUUUUAUUGAGGUGGAAACGAACAGUUGAGUUUCCAAAGAUUUGAGAAGCUCUGCCUGUAAUACAGUUGUCUUUUGUAGCUCUCUAACAAGGAUCUAAGAUUACAUUAAUUCGUUUUUUUUUUUAAAUGUAUAAAGCUUUGACACGGGAAAACAAUUGUGCUCUUAAUGACUAUGAAGCUUAUUAUUUAGACUGGUGUUUGUCCUUUUUGUAAUGCGCUUGUAUUACAUUUAUAAUAUAGACUUGUUUUUUGUACUUCUACGUGAAUUUGAUAUUUGCCUUAUUUGACAUAUGCACUUGUUUUUUUUCUGUGAAAAUUAAAUGUAUUCUGUGAUUUAUGCAUUUUUUUCUAUUUUAGUUGAUGGCGACGGUAGGCUUAGUUGCUGGUGUAGCGCCUGUAUGUCUGUAGUAAGUCAAAAAACUAUUUUAGGUUAGAGAAGCCUUUACGGUUUUGUGCAAGUUUUUGUCGCUGAACGCUAAAUUGUCACAGCAUUAUUUCAGUAAAAAAGUAUUUGAUAUAUUUUUAUUGUUCCCCCGACUGUCAGUUCAUGUUUAUCAGCAAAAUACCUUAUAAAUAUCCAUGUUGUUUUGCUGAAGACAAUAGGUAGAAAUGAUAUCUUACCCUCUGUUUGUAAAGUGGACAAUUAUGAAGUAUGUAAAACGAGUUAAGUGCCAAGAACCUCUGCUGCUAUUACAUACGACCAU
This is a messenger RNA of Anarrhichthys ocellatus (wolf-eel), 3476 nucleotides long. RefSeq names its product solute carrier family 5 member 3b (gene slc5a3b). Gene Ontology annotation, biological process: myo-inositol transport; transmembrane transport; inositol metabolic process. The record is from RefSeq and is a predicted model, not a curated record. Gene Ontology annotation, cellular component: plasma membrane. Bases 598 to 2730 code for a protein of 710 amino acids. Lineage: Eukaryota; Metazoa; Chordata; Actinopteri; Perciformes; Anarhichadidae. Gene Ontology annotation, molecular function: D-glucose:sodium symporter activity. The transcript has 3 exons.